AUGGAGUUGAAACGAAAGCGAUCUUUUUCCUCUGUCCUGAGCUCUCCCAGCUCCUCCCUAUCCAAUUCCCCUCCACACGACCGGGCAAUGAUGAUGUCCAUGAUCACGUCUCCGCUCCUUCACAGCCGCACAAUGAAACGGUUUCGCAACAGCCGCCCUUCUGAGGAGGAGGUCCAUCAACGAACCCUCGGCCUCCUUUACUCAGCACAGCAGAACCCGGCUAUGGUCCCGGAGCCGGCACCCGAGUCCACCUCGUUGAACAGCACAGCUAGCCGACAGCAACAAUCACUCCAUCGCUUCUGGAACAUCAAUUCGAGACCCUCGGCUCAAAUCGAAACCACGGCUAUGGCGAACUUCUCCCCAACUGCGUGCGAGGACUGCGGCGCCGGCCUGGGGGCGUCCGGCCAGGACGACGGAAUGGACAUCGACUCCGCCGGGUUUGACGACGAUACGGCCUGCGGAGCAUGCGGGAAACACGUCUGCUUCAGCUGCUCGGUGAGCAACCUCGGCGAGCAGAAGCGGUGCUUACAGUGUGCUGGGCCACUUCCGACUCGGGCCAGCUAA
Molecule: messenger RNA, 564 nt
Organism: Clonostachys rhizophaga
Lineage: Eukaryota; Fungi; Ascomycota; Sordariomycetes; Hypocreales; Bionectriaceae
Source: the annotation of a GenBank genome assembly